CAAGCGAUCAAGUUUGUUUGCUUGUCUAGUAUUUUCUUAACGUUACAAAGUCCAUUUAAAAAUAAACUAUUUUGUGAUUUCGUGUUUUAUGUGCAUAAGCGCACACCAAAGUGUAUUUAUUUAACAUUUUAAUUGUAAAUUGAAUGCUGCCUAUUGUCGUUUGAAAUACAAUACAACUAAAGCGUCAUUGAGGUAUGGCUGAAGCCCAUGCCGCCGUUGCCUUUUCGUUUGCGAUCACGCACGAGGGCUUCGAUAUCAACUAUGACCAUGAGGUGCUCAACUUGGUGUGGAACUCGGGCGUGCGCUCCUGGAAAAAGCGCAUGGCGCGUGCCAGAAACGGCAUACGCAAUGGCGUUUACCCGGCGCAUAUACAAAGCUUAUGGCUGAUCACAGCCAUUGCGCUGGGCCUGCACUUAGCAGGCUACCAAGCGCCAUUUAAUUUAACCAACAAAAUUCUGGUGCAUCUGCCCUCCAAUACGAUGAACUGGCAGAUUACCGCUUGCUUUCUAUGCGCGCUUGUUAUUUGGCUAUCCAUAUGCUUUACCAUGCGCUACACGCUGAAGCUGCUGCUCAUAUACAAGGGCUGGAUGUACGAGUCGAGAGCGCCUGGCAGUCGUGUCUCCAUACCCACCAUGCUGUGGGUGGCCGUGGUGCGCGUGCUCAGCAGCUGGAACAAGCCAGGAUUGUACAGUUUUCAAGGCUCGCUGCCGCGCUUGCCGCUGCCCUCGGUGCACGAUACCAUGUCGCGUUAUCUGCGCUCGGUGCGUCCGCUGCUGGAUGAUGAGAACUACGCGCGCAUGCAGGGCUUGGCCAAGGAGUUCGAGCAAACCAUUGGCAAGAAGCUGCAGUGGUAUCUGGUGUUGAAGAGCUGGUGGUCCACCAACUAUGUGUCCGAUUGGUGGGAGGAGUAUGUUUAUCUGCGCGGUCGCGGUCCGCUGUGUGUGAAUAGCAAUUUCUACGGCACCGAUGCCAUCUUUAUGAAUCUCACCAACAAUCAAGCGGCGCGUGCCGCCAAUGUUAUAUCGCUGCUGCUGAACUUCAGACGUCUGAUUGAGCAUCAGGAGCUGCAGCCCAUUAUGGUGCAAGGCAUGAUACCGCUUUGCUCCUGGCAAUACGAGCGCACGUUCAAUACAGCGCGCGUGCCUGGACUCGAAACAGAUCGCAUUGUGCAUUACAAGGACUCCAAUCAUAUUGUGGUGCUGCAUCAGGGCUGCUACUACAAGAUGCUUAUCUACUACAAAGGACGCAUACUGCGUCCUUGCGAGCUGCAGAUUCAAAUUGAGGACAUUUUGAAAGCCAAGGCAACGCCUUUGGAGGGUGAGGAACAUUUGGCUGCGCUGACUGCCUGGAAUCGCUCCAAGUGGGCCGAAGCACGCAACACACAUUUCUCUCGUGGCGUCAACAGCGUCUCGCUGCGCACCAUCGAAUCCGCCGCCUUUGUGCUCUCACUGGACGAUGAGCCCUACGAGUUUGAUCUGAAGCGUCCCGAGCUGCUGGACAACUUUGGCAAGAAGCUGCUGCAUGGCAAUGGCUACAAUCGUUGGUUCGACAAGUGCUUCACUGUCUGCGUGGGCACCAAUGGACGUGUUGGCUUCAAUGCUGAGCACACCUGGUCUGACGCUGCCAUCGCCUCACACAUGUGGGAGAAUCUAAUUGUUGACGAUCUUGUAUCGGAUGGCUACGAUGAGACUGGCAAUACCAAAGGCACGCCAGAGUUCCAGCCACCAACUCCUACGCGCCUCAACUGGGAUCUGAAGCCGUGCCUUGCGCAGAUUGAGGAGGCUACCAUGGAUGCCACUAAGCUUGUGAAUGAAGUUGAUUUGCGCAUAUUGGUGCACCAAGAAUACGGCAAGGGCUUCAUGAAGAAGUGUCGUCUCUCACCAGAUGCUUAUAUUCAAAUGGCCCUGCAGCUAGCCUACUAUCGCGAUGCGGGACGCUUCUCGCUUACCUACGAAGCCUCCAUGACGCGCCUCUUCCGCGAGGGUAGAACUGAAACUGUGCGUCCCUGCACCAUUGAAUCCGCUGCUUGGGUUAAAGCCAUGCAGGAUCCCAACAUAACUAAUGAUAAACGCGUGGAGAUGCUGCAGGCUGCUUGCGAUCGUCAUCAGCUUGGCUAUCAGGAUGCCAUGUGCGGUCGCGGCAUUGAUCGUCAUCUGUUCUGUCUAUAUGUUGUCUCCAAGUACCUGGAAGUGGACUCGCCGUUCCUCAAUGAAGUGCUUAGCGAACCCUGGCGCUUGUCCACUAGUCAAACACCACAUGGUCAAACGCCAAAAAUGGAUCUGAAGAAGCAUCCGAACUGCAUUAGCGCUGGCGGUGGCUUUGGACCAGUUGCAGAUGAUGGUUAUGGUGUGUCCUACAUCAUUGCUGGUGAAAAUUUGAUAUUCUUCCAUAUCUCAGCCAAGACCACAUGCGGGCAAACGAAUGUACAUCGUUUCUCGCAGAACAUUUGCCAGGCCUUGGCUGAUAUACGCAGCAUGUUUGAGCAGCAUAUGAAGGAUCAUCCGAAGCCCGCUAAGCCAAUCACAAAUGGCGCGUCCACAUAAUGUCAUUUUAGACCUAUUUGUAGU
Messenger RNA from Drosophila busckii, 2567 nucleotides. RefSeq names its product carnitine O-palmitoyltransferase 1, liver isoform (gene whd). Gene Ontology annotation, biological process: carnitine metabolic process; fatty acid metabolic process. The transcript has 8 exons. Lineage: Eukaryota; Metazoa; Arthropoda; Insecta; Diptera; Drosophilidae. Gene Ontology annotation, molecular function: carnitine O-palmitoyltransferase activity. The record is from RefSeq and is a predicted model, not a curated record. Bases 195 to 2543 code for a protein of 782 amino acids. Gene Ontology annotation, cellular component: mitochondrion.